Molecule: messenger RNA, 3322 nt
Organism: Cyprinus carpio (common carp)
Lineage: Eukaryota; Metazoa; Chordata; Actinopteri; Cypriniformes; Cyprinidae
Product: WAS/WASL-interacting protein family member 1-like
Exons: 2
Coding region: 781-1623 (280 amino acids)
Source: RefSeq, a predicted model, not a curated record
AAAGAAUUCAGAUGGCUUUACAGAUGAAGACUCCCUUUAACAAACUUACCCUUUUUCGAGACACUUCAACUGCAUGUAGACUAUCGUCUAUCAUUAUUUUGUUUGGUUGGAUCUUUUGGUAGCUUUUAGAUGGACGAAUCUGCAGAAUACACCAUAUCAUGGUUGAGUUUUUGCAUGGGACUUAAUGUUUCAUUCUUACUCUAUUAGCAUUCGGUUGGUUCUACCGUUACGAAGGAAAGUUGCCUACACUCAAAAAGGUACACUGUGUGUGCAAGCAUGUUGUGCUGGUUUGGUGUGCUAGAACUAUGGAAUAUGUUGUUCAUCUUGGAUAUAUGGCCGAAGUUAUGGUUUGCAUGGAAGUUGGAUUGACCUUGGUGCAAAGUCCACCAGGUGUUCUCAAAUCACUUUGGAUAUUUAGAAAGGAAAAGAGACCAAAAAGAAGAAGAAGAUAUCCAAGACUGACACUCUCCCAGCUGAGAAAAAGAACAAGAAAGAGAUGGAGUUUGAGCUGAAACUUGCAAAGGAGAAGGAAGAGAUACUUGAGCGAGAGAAGCAGAUGAAAAUCAGCAGACUUCUGCAAGAGGUGUCAGAAACUGAGAGGGAAGAUCUGGAAGAGUCGGAGAAGGUGCAGCAUUGGGUGGAGAGGCUCUGUCAAACCAGAUUAGAGCAAAUCUCCUCAGUUGAAAAUGAUUCUUGAGGUAAAAUAUAUCCAGUUCCAGUCCUGAUGUGUGCUGGUCUUCUUGUCCAUAGUUUGUAAAUUCAGAGUUCUAAGCAGUUAAAAUGUACCUUCAGAUGUCUCCAACCCAUUCCCCUGCAACAACUGGUCCCACCAAUCGGAGGUUCCCUGGAGGCUUGACCUUGGCCACUACAGACCUUGAUGACAUCAACUUAGAUGAUGUGGAUCAGAGUCUAAGGCAACCUUUGAAAAGACUCGCCCCAACCCCACAUACAUCCAACCAAGCUCCCCCUCCCUUACCACUCCCUCCACCCUCACCCCGUCUUUACCACACAUCCAACCAUCGCCCUCCAUCUCCAAGAACACAGCUCCCAAUGCAACCCAGUCCUAGACCAGCCCUUCAACGCCCACCUUCUCCACCAGCCACAAGGUUACCCCUUUCCUCAAUAGGUCGUAGCCGACAACCUACUGCCAACCCGCUAUUCUCCUCCAGGGGUCUGUCCUCAUCUCAGCCACCUCCCCCACCACCACCUCCUCCCCCUCCACCACCACCACCUCCUCCUCCACCUCCUCCACCCCUGCACAUGGAGGACAGGUACCAUGUAGGGUUGUCCAACUAUCCCCGCUCCUCAAGCUUAUCCGAACAGGGAAGCAGGUUUGGGGACAAUGGUUACAGACAGAGAGGGGGCUUCCACUCCACCAUUCCCAGUGAUCUCUCACGCCCACCCAGCCCGAAGGCUGACCACAACCUGACGGUUAGCAUAGUUAAUGCAUUUGGCAGUGUGAGAAUUUAUUAUGUAUGUUGUACAGGUGUGGGAAUCUUUAGGCACAUCACAUUUCCAUCCAAUUUGAUUCCAAAAUUGAUUCCAUGUCACACGAAUAUUGUUGUCUUCACUGAAGUGAACACUGCAAUCUACCUGUUGUACAUACAUGCGUGUAUGCCUUGAGUGUGGUGUUUUGCAGAUGAGGUUAACCAUUAUUAGUUUCUUAUUAUAUUUAUUUGUCAGGAAACAGAUAAUCAUUUUGGGGGAAAACCAUGCUGUCAUUCGGUUUGAAGAUCUUGAAGUGGUAGUGAUUCCUAUCACUGUUAGACUGUUGAAUUCUUUAUCCUUGUGGCACAGGUGAUGAGAAACACAUCUCAUGCUAGCAGGAUAUCCACCUCUAAUAAUCCACUGGUGAGUCCAGAGUUUGUAAAUGGUACAUGCUGCUCUUGGUCUUCUGCUUCAUUUUUAGCACAAAUCAGACUUGCCAGGCUUGUGUAACAUAUCAUGUAAUAUCAGCUUAAUGCAAACCAGCAUCACUGAAGAGAAAAAAUAUCUUCCAACAGCUCUCCAUGCCUAUGUUAGGAGAUUACUCUGGCACAACCUACAGGAAGUGGAUUUCUAAUUGAAUAUAUUUGGCACCUAUCUUAUACGCUCUCAAAAAAUAGGGUACUUUCACUGGGGCGGUACCAUUUCAUAAGGUACAAAUAUGUGCACUUCAGGCACUAAUAUGUUCCUUUUUACCUGUCUUCUGAGAUAUGGGGGGGGGGGGGUGUUUAAAACCGUAAAUCUUUGAACUGUUUUAUAGAUAUGUUUUAUAGAUACCUCCUCUAUCCAUAGGAUUUACUUGGGAAGUAAUGAAAUUUAAAAAGCCAUUUUACAGAACAGUCAUCAUUACUAGAAAAAUAAUGACUGACACUUUGCGUGAAAAUCAUCUUUUGAUUUUCACGCAAAAUGUCAGUCAUUAUCUUCAUUAUCUUAUCCCCCCAUAUCUCAGAGCAUAUAAGAUAUGUGCCAUGAUAUGAAAGCUGCAAUUCAGUAUUUGUGCUAAAUGAAAGGUUCCUAAAGUCUUGUGCUGUGUGGUUUAGAUUGCGUAACUCUUGAAGGUAGAUGCCCUGACCUUAAGUUUGUGUCACUUACUGCUAACCUCUACAUAGCAAAUUGCUCCCAGUCCUCCAAACCAGCGGAGACAGAUCAACCCUGUCAUGUCCAAACCCGUCAUGCUACCAAGUCAGACCUCACAUAGACCCACACUUCACUCUGAGACCAUGGUAAGAUGGCAAGUACCCAUGUGUGUACGUGCGAUGAUGAUGCAUGCAUAAGAUACUCAUUGGUUGGAUUGCUGUUUGACUCAUUGAUUGUAAUGAGUUUUUCAAACUCAAGAGGAACAAACAGAUGUUGCUUUUACUGAUUGCACUGAUUAAGAAGGCAGAAACAAGGACAGAAGGGGAGAGAGGUGCAAAUGGAGAUUUAAAAAAAAAAAUCUGCUUACACAAUGAGACUUUCAGCAUUAAAUUUCCUGAAUUGAUCAACCUGACAGACCUAGACCUGCUGUCCCCUUUAUCCUCCAGAUAGUCAGUCCUAUAUUUAAUAUUGAAGUCCUUAAUUAAAAAAAUAGGUGCUUGCCAAUUUUGUGGUUGUUUUAGAGGGGAAACAAGAAGGGCGAGAAAGGACAAGACCUUGUUUCCUUAAUGUGUCUCUUCAGCAUUUAUUUAUUAGUGUUCAGGGUUCGAGAUUAGAUGAAAAUAAUUUUUUUUUUUUUACAUCACUAGGACCCAUUUCUCAAUACUUAAGUCACUACGCCUCACCUCAUAUCACAUAGUGAGCACAACAGACAUCUACAAUGGGUACGGAAAGUAUUCAGACCCCCUUAAAUUUUUCACUC